Acaromyces ingoldii is the source of this 2740-nucleotide messenger RNA. RefSeq lists its product as hypothetical. The coding region runs from base 56 to 2740 and encodes 894 amino acids. Lineage: Eukaryota; Fungi; Basidiomycota; Exobasidiomycetes; Exobasidiales; Cryptobasidiaceae. The transcript has 8 exons. The record is from RefSeq and is a predicted model, not a curated record.
GCCUCUCGAAACAGGCAGCGACCGAGCGAUCAAGCGAGAGGGUAGGGGAGAUAGCAUGGAAGGCGCCGAUUUCUGCAUUCAUGCCCCUCUCAGGACUUCUGCUGAGGACAUGACGAUGCCAAAGACGCUAAAUUCGGAAGCAACGUCGACCUUGACAGAGCAGUACGCAUCAAGAGGGGUUCUGACAAAAAAGCUCUCGAUACGUGCAAGGAGAAUGCUCGCGGGCAACAGGAUCAGCGGCGAGUCCAUCACGAUCCAGAUCAGCAAUCCCAACACUUGGUCGAUGCCGAGAACAAAGAAAUGCGUCGUAGCCCGAGAACGCCACUACAACCGCAACAGCGCCACCCUCUCUAUGCCCCGAAAAGUCUGCCCGACCAGGCAAAGCGAAUUGCAAGGUCGCAAUGUGGGUCAGAGUUCCACCAUCGAUGGAAGCGCGAUUGGAAGCACAUUUAGCGACAACGUGGUCUUCGACGGAUGCAACUGGCUCCUCAACCAGCCCGCUUCGGCGAGCUCAUCGAUGAGUAGUGGGCACGCAACGGACAGCGAAAAUGGUCUCGACUCCGUCAUUCAGCUCUACCAUACACGUAGCCCUGUUGAACCUCAUGACGAUUUGUUGAUCGAGGAUGCUACGAGACAGAGCCUUGGAGGUGCACAAACAAGCCCGUCCUUGGCAGCUGGGCAGCUCGAGUCGGCUAGGGCUUCUAGCGAAAUCUUGUGGCACCAGACAGAUCUCGCUACUUCGUCGACAUGUGCUGAUGAAACAUUACUGGCGACAAUAAAGAAAGAGGGGAGCGAAGAGACGUUGUCGCCUUCUUGUAAUUCAGCAGGAGGUGGCAAACAAAGAUUACGAUUUGACCUUCGUUGGCAAGGAGGAAAGCACCAAAUUGUAUUUGAUGAGGAAGAGACGCAGAAGCUCACUUACGCACAACUGUUGAGCGCCAUUGACAAGGUCAUCGCACGCACGAGAUCUGUAGCAGCGUCGGAAAGCCUCUUUCUCGCCACUGGAGAGCUGCAUGAAACAGCCUCGAUGGGUUCGUCUACAUAUCCCGACUUCACCAAGCUCGAGCCUUGGAAGCUCCAAGACACUACCGAUGUGAGGAACCAGUAUCCGCAACAAGAGCCUCCGAACGCCCAGCAGACCCUGGUUCAAGACCUUAUUUCGAGCUUGUCGAGGCAUUCACAUCCUGUCGUGCUACUAGUGUGGGACGGUAGUAAGCCUCCAACGAUGGAGCAGCUCUGUCGUCUGAGAGAUGGACCGCCUUUCGACCUCGAUGAGAGCUCCGACGGGCAUCAGACAGAAGACGGAGAGCCAGACGAGGCCGUUGUCGAUAACGUCGAAGAGCAGGACAUCUGUCAGGGCAAGCCUUUCAAGCUUGGUGAUUUUGUCUUGGAUCCAGAAGACCGCGGUCCAAUUGAGCUUCGGGCAAGACUUAAGAAUAAUUGGGAGAAUGACGAACUAUACCGGAAAUCGCUCGUCGCGAUUGGCGAGGUUGGCGGACCCUCUACGCUUGGAGAAGCUUUUAUACUGAACGAGAUCGACCAACUUGGGGAAAGAACAAGGGUUUCUCAUGGCACUCAAAGCAGCGUAAAUCGAAGAGCGCGCGCUCACAUUCGCUGCUUCAGCGAAAUGCUCAAAGUCUACGCUGAAGAUGCGACAUGCGAGUUUCCGAUCAGCCCUGAUUCUUCGAGAUCUUCGACCGACAGCCUCUGCAAACUCAUCUCGCCGAAUAGACACCAUACCCCGGCAAAUGCAGGCAGCGGCGAUGUUCCAGCAAGCACGCCUUCGUUCGACUUCCUCGCCUCCUCGGGCAAUAGAGCGGCCGUAAGACCCGAUCGAAGGCCGACCACCUACGACGGCCAAGCUAGAUUCGACCUUUGGACGUCGGUGCUAGGACAUGCUCAGCUAGAUGCCGAGCUUGAGACACCCAUGGAUGCCGCUGCGUCACCAAACUCUGCAGCCCUGUUCAAAAAGAAGAGUCGCCCAAGAGUAGUCACCGGCAACAGAUUCAUCCUCAACGUAGGCUCGACGCCGAAUAGGUCUCGAAGACUGCACGAGAACAGUACCCGAAAGCAAAGGGGAACGAGCGAGAGUAUUCUGGUAGAUGAUAUUGGCACCGACAAGAGCACCAGAAGAGAAGAAGACAUGCCCAGGAGAAGAGAGCGAAAAGGGCUGCCCGUAGGGUGGGACGAGAUUGACGAGAAUUCUCUACCAGUCGUCCCCGACGCGAUCCGAUCCCUUAUUCUCAGUUUUCCCACCGAUGAUGCGGAGCUAAAGGAUGAGUCAAGCUUGGACGAGCUCACGGAGAUGAGACAGAGGUAUCAAAAGGAACACGAAAAAGAGCUGCAGAAGCAAAUUGCGCUCAAAGAACGUCUGCACGCCGAGACACAGAGACAGAGGUUGCUACCGUCAGAAGUGAUGAGCAACAUGCGCCAGACAAGUCAAGGGGUCACGACAAUCCUUGAUGAAGUCUUUCGCAGCGCCAUCCGAGAGCAAAGAGCAUUAUCAGGCAUAUCUGAAUGUAGCGAGUCAUUUGCGUCCGCGAGUCCGUCAGCACAAGGAUUCCGAGAAGAGGACAGGGAGUGGCCAACAAGACGGAGACAAACGAAGCACUCAGAUUCGCCAAAAGGUGCACUUUGUCGAGCCGAGCUUUUCUUCGGGAUCGACAAGAGGAAACAGUCAAAGACUGCAAGACUUGAACCCUUUUCCAUCUCCAAAUUCAUGGAGAAUGCGACAGACUGA